Molecule: messenger RNA, 688 nt
Organism: Gymnogyps californianus (California condor)
Lineage: Eukaryota; Metazoa; Chordata; Aves; Accipitriformes; Cathartidae
Gene: FABP3
Product: fatty acid binding protein 3
Exons: 4
Coding region: 42-443 (133 amino acids)
Biological process (GO): fatty acid transport
Cellular component (GO): cytosol; nucleus
Molecular function (GO): fatty acid binding
Source: RefSeq, a predicted model, not a curated record
GUGUGUGAGUGUGUGUGUCCCCCCCCACACACCCCCUCGCCAUGGUCGACGCCUUCGUGGGCACUUGGAAGCUGGUGGAUUCGGCCAAUUUCGAUGAGUACAUGAAGGCGUUGGGCGUGGGCUUCGCCACGCGGCAGAUGGCCAACCUCACCAAACCCACCACCAUCAUCGAGGUGGAAGGCGACAAGAUCACGGUGAAGACCCAAAGCACCUUCAAGAGCACGGAGAUCAGCUUCAAGCUGGGCGAGGAGUUUGACGAGACCACAGCGGACGACAGGCACGUCAAGUCCGUGGUCACGCUGGAUGGAGGCAAGCUCGUCCACGUGCAGAAGUGGGAUGGGAAGGAGUCAUUGCUGGUCCGGGAGCUGAAGGAUGGGAAAUUAAUUCUGACUCUCACCAUGGGCAACGUCGUCUCCACCCGCACCUACGAGAAGGCGACAUAGACGCUGUCCCCAGCUCCCUCGCCCGUCACCCGGUGCCGCAUUCGCCCUCAUCUUUGCCCCACGCCGGACACGGCUUGCCGUGGUCUUGGAGCCCGCUGCACCCGCCGGGGCUGCCUGCUGCCCCCGUCCCCAUCGCCUUGUGGGGCUGCUUGGGGCUUGGGUGGUGGUUUCACGGUUUGUUUGUUUUUUUUUUAAUUAAUAAUGGGAAAACCCACAUGGAAAAAUAAUAAAGGCCAUGUUGUUAA